AAGUUCAGUAAGGCUGGCGCAUCCCAGCACCUACCUAGUCAAACCGACCCAUCAAAGCCACUUCAAGCUACCGACGGUUGUCACCGACACGAUGCUCCACGAAAUCCUCCUCUCCCUCUCGGGGCAUCCUUCCCCUCUCCUCCGCUCGGCCCUCUCCUCCUCCUCCUCCUCCUCCUCCUCAACCAACGACAAUAACAUCAACAACACCGACCUCUCCACCGCGGUUCACGGCAUCCUCUCCCCGCCCGAACGCGCCCUCCUCCAGUCCCUCGCCCGCCUCAGCGACCUGCACGUCCACCUCCUCACGUCCACCUCCCACAUCGCCUCUUGCCACGCCUCCGUCAUAUGCCGCGCGGUCGCGUCCGCGAUCGACUCCCUACACCUCGCAGCGUUCCGCAGGAAGGUGCUGGAGGUGGAAUCCACCAUCCUCCAAAAGGACGCCGCGCUGGUCGGCGCGUACAACAUCGUCCCGCUGACGGCGGUCGUCGCCGAGUUUGACGGGUGGGCGCGGACGCUGGAGUGGCUGACUGGUGUUGUGCAGCUGAUGGAUGCGGGCUGCACGGGCGCCAAGGUGGUGGAUUUCUUGCGGGCGGAGCUGCAGACCGGGUAUCGGGAUGUGGAACAGACGGCGCGGAGCCUGGUCGCUGUCGCGGAGGCCGCGUGGGUGAAGCAGGUGUCGGCGUGGGUGCUCUAUGGGAGGGUGCCGGGGCUUGGGGAGGGGGACUUCUUCAUCGUUGCGCGCAGGAGAAGGGGUGCGGGGAAGGAGGGCGCGGAGGUGGAGGGUGAUAGCGCUGACGGGGAGGAGGAGUAUGUCUGUGAGAAGGGGCUGCUGCCAGGGUUCGUCAUGCCCGCGACGGCUGAGUCGAUGUGGUUUAUUGGGAGGUCGCUGAACCAGAUUCGCGCGAAGAGCGUGGGGGAUUACACUCUGAGGGGGGAGGAUCACCUGUCGUCGCAGCUGACUAGAUUGGCAUCGUUGAAGCAUCCGAUCGAUUCCGCUACGUUUGCAAGGACGAUUGCGGAUAUAAGGCACUUUCUGUCGAGGACGACGCUGCAACGGCUGCUGCCGUUGAGUAGAGUGCUCGAUACACUGCAGUUAUUUCGAGACUUCUUCCUGCUUCGCCGGGGCGAGUUCGCUAUGGCAUUGACUCAGCAGGCCGACGAGAAGAUCAGGAGCCGGUGGAAGCGGGCGGAGAACCUUGCCUACGAGAAGCGGGACGGCUUCGGCAACGUCACGGUGAAAGAAGGGGAGGUGGCUACUGUCUUGGCAAGAACCUGGGCUGCAAUGGGGUCCAUGCAGGGCGAGCAUGCAGAUGAAGACGAGGGCCUCGAGCUCGCUCGGGAUCUUCUACGGCUAACGGUGGCCAAGUCGAGGACAUCUACAUCGACGACGCCGGCCGCCAUUGAGAGCGGACUUACGGCGAUCGCGCCGACACCCUUCCGCAACCUUCUCUUCUCGGUCCCUGUCGUCUUAACUCUGCAAAUACCCUCACCCCUCGAUCUCUUUCUCAGCCAGUCAGAUCUGCAGACGUACACUGCGAUAAACUCGUACCUGCUUUCCCUCCGACGGGCCCACCUUCGACUGACUGAUCUGUGGAAAAUCACAUCCCUCCGGAGGCACCAUCCAGCGCCUCCCGGCCCACCCUACGGAAGCACUCGAGGAGGAAGGGAGAAAGUGCACCUUCUCCGUCAACGUCACGCCACAAGAUCGAGCAUACUGCGCAACGCAUGGGCCACGGCAAGCGCCGCCAUCUUCUUCCUCGGCGAGAUAGAGGGAUAUCUCCAGACCGAAGUCGUCGCGGGACUCUCGGACGGCUUUCACCGGUGGCUGAGGACGGGUGAGGACGACUCGAGACACAACGACGACUCAUCUAACCAAACCUUGACCACGUCACCAGCCAGGGAAUAUGACGGGCCGGAUCAUGCUCCCGACGACAACGACGAUGACAUCUGGCUACUAGAAUCUGGCCCCGCCAGCCCCCGCUCCCCGUCAAGAUCCCAACAACAGCAGCACCAAAGAAGAAGCCACAUGCGCCACGACCCCCAAACUCUGGCAACCGCACACCGGCGUUACCUUCGCACCCUCGUGCACCGCCUCCUGCUGUCGCAGCAAUUCUUCACGGACCCGCUGUACGAGCUGCUCGUGCAGAUCGACCACCUCGUCGCGCUGGUCCACAGGCUGCACUCCGUCUGGGCCGCGGCCGAUCUCGAGGCCGACGCGGGCGUCGUCGACGCCUUUGUCGAUCUGGAGAAGGAGGAGCGGGACGUGCAGAGGGAGAUUCGGGGUGUCGAGGGCAGAGUCAAGAGCGGCAUUGAGGGGCUGGUCGGGGAAUUGAGGCGGUUGGAGGGGGCUGCUGGCAGCUUGUUGUUUUCGGGCAGCGGAGAGCAAAGUGACGGGGAUGAGGCGGGAGAGGCGGUCCGCAUGAGGGAGAGCGGCGAGUACGCGCCGAGACGGGUGGGCGGGGUUGAUAGGUUGUUGAUGAAGCUGGAUUUCGGGAGUUGGUUUGGCAGGGGAGGGUUGGAGGUGGAUGUGGAUGCGAUGGAGGAGGAUUGAUCGGUUUAUGAAGGUGCCGGCUGACUACCUAGGUAAGGUUAAGGUUGCCUACCUUGUGUUAAGGAUGGAGGUUGCAGGAUGUUUGGUCCAUGGUGUAGCGGGGAAUGGCGCCUUAUUGAUGUUCGGAUAUGCUUUCGCAGGAUCACCUUCAUAGUUUAUACCCCCGGGGGUUUUCGAGUAAUUAUGUUAAAAGGGCCUGGUCCGGCGUCAUAUGGCCAUGUUAGCAAGAAUAAGGCCUGAGUUGGCAAAAGCUGGUACUAUGGCGUUUGAUUAUCUCAGCUAGGCGUACUGACGAUACUUGUGCUCGCUGUU
Molecule: messenger RNA, 2863 nt
Organism: Chaetomium strumarium
Lineage: Eukaryota; Fungi; Ascomycota; Sordariomycetes; Sordariales; Chaetomiaceae
Product: gamma-tubulin complex component protein
Exons: 1
Coding region: 92-2551 (819 amino acids)
Biological process (GO): mitotic cell cycle; meiotic cell cycle; cytoplasmic microtubule organization
Cellular component (GO): equatorial microtubule organizing center; gamma-tubulin complex; mitotic spindle pole body
Molecular function (GO): gamma-tubulin binding; microtubule minus-end binding
Source: RefSeq, a predicted model, not a curated record